AUGAACUAUGAUAUUAGUACAAAUUACAAUUUUUCUGUUAAAAAUGUAAAUUUUUUUAAAAAUGCAUUAUCUUUGUUAAAUGUUGAUGAUAAUAAAUAUAACUCAAAUUUUAAAAAAGGUACAGAUAAUUUCCUUGAAGGAGAAAAUUUAAUUUUAUUUAAUUUGUAUUAUGAUGGUAUUAAACUUAGAAGUUUAUCAAAAUGUAAACAAAUAUAUUGUUUUUUAUAUAUGGAUUCUAACUGUUUUACUAGUUAUAAUUUUUUUGAAAAAGAAGAAGAUGAAAAAAAAUACGAAGUCGAAUAUAAUAAAUAUGAAACAAACAGUGUUAAUUCAGAUAAUUUAUUUACUACACAUGUUAUUGAUGAUGAAAGGGAAGAUGUGGUUAAACUAAAAACAGUGUCUCCUUUAAAAAUGAAUUCUGUUCAAAAAAGUGAAAAUGAGGACGAAUAUAACAUAAGAAAAAAGAUAUACACUGAUGUAGAUGAAAAAAAAAACUAUAUUGAAUUUCUUGUCUCACCGUAUGAAUUAUUAAGAGCCUUAGAGUUUUUGGAUGCAGUAAUAUUAAAUAUUAAAUUCGAUUAUUCUAAUAAAAAAUUAAUUUUGCAAUUAACUGAUGAAGAUGGUGAUACAUCUGAAACAUUUAUCAAAAUUAUUGUAGACUAUUAUUAUGAAAUAUAUAAAUUAGAAAAAUACAGUUUUUUAAAUAACAAUUAUAAUUAUUUUUCUCUACAAUCCGAGAUAUUCUCCUUUUAUCUAGAAUAUUUAAUUAAAUGCAAUGAUCAAUACAUUACAUUUUACAUAAAUGAAUAUGCAAAUGAUAACACUUCUAUACUUAAAAUGGAAACAAAAAAUAAAAAUUAUGAAAGAGCUGUUCAACUUAUGCCAAAGGAGACUUUUGAUGAAUUUAAAAGUUUAAAAAAUCAAAUGUUUAAAUAUAGGAUAAAAGAUUUAUCAAAAAUUAAUCAAGCACUAAAAAUAAGUUCUCACCUUAGAAUGGAUUUUCAAGAAAAUGGAUUAUUAAGGUUUCAAUUCACCUUAAGAGAAUAUAAUUUGAACGGAACUCAUUUAUGCUAUUUUAUACAACCAUUACCUGAUUUUAAUACUUUAAAUGGGAAUGAAGUUUAA
Messenger RNA from Plasmodium gallinaceum, 1125 nucleotides. RefSeq names its product conserved Plasmodium protein, unknown function. Gene Ontology annotation, biological process: DNA damage checkpoint signaling. The transcript has 5 exons. The record is from RefSeq and is a predicted model, not a curated record. Bases 1 to 1125 code for a protein of 374 amino acids. NCBI's taxonomy places the organism in Eukaryota, Apicomplexa, Aconoidasida, Haemosporida, Plasmodiidae.